CGACCCUUUCGGCGGGACGAGGGUAUCCGGCCGUAGCGACAAGUUGAAGCUCUCCGUCGGAUCUGUGUCAGCUCUGCUCGUAGCGCUGCUUCCCCCUCCGGUCUCCCAGCUGUAAGCAUGCUGUCACUCGCUCUUAAGCAGCUCACCCGGCCCUUGUGCCAGCGGGCCUCCGUUCGUCUCGGUGUGCGGUUCCAGCAGUCCCAUGCAGCCACUCGUACGGCAGAUGAAGACGGCUCCUGGACCGGACAGGAGAGCCUGGCUGAGGACGACCCAGAAAUGUGGGCUCUGCUGCAGAAGGAGAAGGACAGACAGUGUCGUGGUUUGGAGCUUAUUGCCUCUGAGAACUUCUGCAGCCGUGCAGCUCUGGAAGCUCAGGGCUCAUGUCUGAACAACAAAUAUUCUGAAGGCUACCCAGGGAGAAGGUAUUAUGGUGGAGCUGAGGUGGUUGAUCAAAUCGAGCUUCUGUGUCAGAAGCGAGCUUUGGAGACCUUUGACCUAGACCCAGAAAAGUGGGGCGUCAACGUCCAGCCAUACUCUGGUUCCCCCGCCAACUUUGCUGUCUACACGGCUGUACUCAACCCCCAUGACCGCAUCAUGGGCCUGGACCUGCCCGAUGGAGGACAUCUAACCCAUGGCUACAUGUCAGAUGUGAAGAGGAUCUCUGCAACGUCAAUCUACUUUGAGUCCAUGCCUUACAAGUUAAAUCCUGCAUCGGGACUCAUAGACUACGAGCAGAUGGAGAUGACAGCCAAGCUGUUCCGGCCCAAGCUCAUCAUCGCUGGCACCAGCGCCUACGCUCGCCUCAUUGACUAUGCCCGCAUCAGGAAGCUAUGCACAGACAUUAACGCGUACAUGCUCGCUGACAUGGCCCACAUUAGUGGCCUGGUGGCAGGCAAGGCAGUCCCUUCACCAUUCGAGCACGCUGACCUGGUCACUUCCACCACACACAAGUCCCUCAGAGGAUCCAGGGCCGGCCUUAUCUUUUACCGUAAGGGCGUCCGCUCGGUGGACAAGAAGGGGAGGGAAAUCGCGUACAACCUGGAAGACAAAGUCAACUUUGCAGUGUUCCCGUCCCUGCAGGGUGGACCUCACAACCACGCCAUCGCUGGAGUAGCUGUGGCUCUCAAACAGGCUCAGUCUCCUAUGUUCAGGGAGUAUAUUGCCCAGGUACUAAAGAAUGCAAAGGCCAUGGCUGCAGCUCUCCUCAGCAAAGGCUACACCCUGGUAUCAGGAGGAACUGACAACCAUCUGGUUCUGGUGGACCUGCGACCAAAAGGCAUCGACGGAGCUCGGGCUGAAAGAGUUCUGGAGCUCGUGUCGAUCACGGCCAAUAAGAACACGUGCCCCGGAGACAAGAGUGCCCUGACCCCCGGGGGCCUCAGGCUGGGCGCUCCAGCUCUGACUUCCAGACAGUUCAAAGAAGACGACUUUGUGCAGGUUGUCGAGUUUAUGGAUGAGGGUUUCAAGAUCGCUUUGGAUGUCAAGAAAAAGACAGCAAAGCUCCAGGACUUCAAGAACUUCCUCCUCCAGGACCCGGAGACGGUGGCUCGCAUUGCAGAUCUGCGGCACCGGGUGGAGGCUUUUGCCAGGCCGUUCCCCAUGCCUGGCUUCUACGACCAUUAGGCGGAGUCACAGGUCUGUAACAGCCAGGUGGCAGACAGCUGGCUGGGCAGAAGUGUGCUCGGAGAAAAUGGAAAAAUGUCAUGGUAGUGAAAUGUGGAUGGUGCCUGAGAAUUAGGAUGGCGUUAGUUCAUUUUUUUUCUUUUUUCAUUUUUGGAGUCAGACCUGCGAAGAGACUUUUUUUUUUUUCAUACUUCUUUGCUGCCAUUCAUUGAUCUAUUCUUGAAAAACCAGGCUUCAGUUUGAAGGAAAUUCAAAAAGGAAAAAAAAAAAAAAGAGAAACAUGACAGAUUUUUGCAUCGCAGAACAAGCUUCUGUCUGUGGCGUGUGAGAUUAUUCUCAGCUGUCUUCACACCGUUUAUUUAAUGCAAGUGUGAAGAAAAGAAAAACUCGUCAAAUCAAAGAAACACAAACGCUUGAUUCAGUCUCUGACUUUAUAAAAACUUAGUAACUUUAGGACACACUCAGUCUUAAUUUUCUUAAAGGUUCCUGACCUGCUUCAGCGUUAUCAUAUUUACAGUAAGAGUUGUUUGGGACAGCUCUGUGGCAUCAUUUUCCAUUUAGGAACCAGGGAUAGAGGAGUGGAGGAGUAUUCUGUUAAAGUCUUAAUUUCUCUCUGAAAAGAUGCAAUUCAAUUAAAAUAUCACAAUAUUAAAAAAAAAAUGCUAUUAAAAAUAUUUUAAGCUUUUCUUUCUAAUGCAAACCAACUCUAGAAAGAAUUAUCAGAAGAGAUACAAAACAUUAUAUUUUACCAUGAUAUAGUUUAUUAAAACAAAAGUAGAAACAGAACAUUUUUCACUCACCUUUAGAUAAUAUGGUUUGUGUUUACCUGACUGGUGAUGAUGUCACUUUCCUUUGACACUCCGUUUCUUUCAACAUGUUGUAGAUGUCAGGUUCGAAUUGUCUUGUACUUACCUCUAAAAACAGUGUUAUAAAUGAUCAAAUUGAAUAAAUAGUAUGUGUCAACUAAUAUUUCCGAUCUUACAGUUUGUUUACAAAGAGUAUAUACUUUUCUAUUCAUGGUUUUUAAAAAUGACUAAUGCAGGAUCUUUAUCACGACAAUAUCGGGAGUGUUGGAAACAAAAUUGCUUCUGUGUUAUUUGACUCUUCUUUACAGCCAUGUCUAAUUUAUGACUAGUUUUCAUUGUGUUCUUUUAUGCUCGAAACAGUCAAGAAAUGUAGAUUUAAUAAAGCAUAUGUGAGUGUUUUGCAGUCUGGUUCAGAGUUUAGCACGGUUGUCAUGGUCACUGCAUCAGUGAGAAAACAAGAUUUCUGUUUGAGAAGCCAUCAUAAAACGGCACAAUCGAGAAAUCCGUCUUAGCUCCGAGGUUUUUCUUACUUUGUACAAAGCACAAUCUUCGAAGUAAACUGAUUGCAAAACAUUUUCUCAUACAACAACUUUUGAGCUCAGCUUUUGUGGAAAUAUACCAGGACGUAUUUUUGCUAACAUGUUUAUUCAUCAUCUGUUGGCCUGUGAAUCCUCUAGGACACUGAAACCUUUCGAAACUUUGUUUUACACAAUAUUUUUUGUAAUUUUAUUAGCAUAACACUAAUAAAAUUAUCGUGCAAAUACAA
Messenger RNA from Fundulus heteroclitus (mummichog), 3195 nucleotides. RefSeq names its product serine hydroxymethyltransferase 2 (mitochondrial) (gene shmt2). The transcript is spliced from 12 exons. The coding region runs from base 118 to 1623 and encodes 501 amino acids. Gene Ontology annotation, biological process: tetrahydrofolate interconversion; folic acid metabolic process; purine nucleobase biosynthetic process. Lineage: Eukaryota; Metazoa; Chordata; Actinopteri; Cyprinodontiformes; Fundulidae. Gene Ontology annotation, molecular function: cobalt ion binding; pyridoxal phosphate binding; serine binding. The record is from RefSeq and is a predicted model, not a curated record. Gene Ontology annotation, cellular component: mitochondrial inner membrane; BRISC complex; mitochondrial matrix.